Asparagus officinalis (garden asparagus) is the source of this 2644-nucleotide messenger RNA. RefSeq names its product ATP-dependent DNA helicase 2 subunit KU80. Gene Ontology annotation, cellular component: nucleus; Ku70:Ku80 complex. Gene Ontology annotation, biological process: DNA recombination; cellular response to X-ray; double-strand break repair via nonhomologous end joining. Gene Ontology annotation, molecular function: double-stranded DNA binding; DNA helicase activity; telomeric repeat DNA binding. The record is from RefSeq and is a predicted model, not a curated record. The coding region runs from base 202 to 2307 and encodes 701 amino acids. The transcript has 13 exons. Lineage: Eukaryota; Viridiplantae; Streptophyta; Magnoliopsida; Asparagales; Asparagaceae.
CUCUUUCCCCCAUUGGCGUAGGCGGGAAGGAGAACGAGGAGGACCAUUUCUGCAAAUAAAAAAGUUUUACACCACCACCCCGAAACUUUUCCGUCUCCUAGAAAUUACCCUCACUGCAAAUCAAAUCAGCUCAAAAAUUCCAUCUUUUUCCGCCUAAAAUCUCUUCAACAUUUCAACUCCUGGCCUCGCAAUCACUCCCCCAUGGCUCGCGGCAGGGAAGCGUUGAUCUUGCUCAUCGAUGUGGGCCCUUCUACGCACGGGGUUCUUCCUGAAGUCGAGAGCGUCUGCUCCAUGCUCGUGCAGAAGAAGCUAAUUUUUGGCAAGAGUGAUGAAGUGGGGAUUAUCUUGUUCGGUACAAAAGAUACUGACAAUGAUCUGGAGAAGGAAGUUGGUGGCUAUGAACAUGUUGUAGUUAAACGAAAUAUCAAAGUUGUAGAUGUGGAUGCGGUUGAUAUACUACAAAAUCUUCCCAGAGGGACUGGUAAUGGUGAUUUUUUGGAUGCUGUUAUUGUUGGAAUGGAUAUGUUAAUUAAGAAAUAUGGUAUCACAAACAAGGGAAAACAACGCCUUUGUCUUGUUACUGAUGCAAAACAUCCAAUUAAAGCUCCAAGUGAAGGAACAAAAGAAGAUCAGGUUCACAUUGUUUGUCAACAGAUGCAAGAUCAUGGAAUGAGGCUGGACUGUGUCAUUAUCAGGGAAAAUUCAUCUGAAACUGCAAGUCAGAAGAUAAUUGAUGAAAAUGAUUUUUUAUUAAGACUGUUCACGGAGAAGACAAAAGCAAAAGCCAUAUAUGUUAGUAACCCAACAGCGUUGUUAGGUGCUCUUCGGACUCGAAAUAUAUCCCCAGUUACUGUAUAUAGAGGAGAUCUGGAGUUAAGUUCAACGAUGAAGAUCAAGGUAUGGGUAUACAAGAAGACAUCAGAAGAAAAGUUUCCUACAUUGAAGAAAUUCUCUGACAAAGCACCUCCAACUGAUAGAUAUGCCACUCAUGAAGUCAAAAUGGAUUUUGAAUACAAAAGCAUUGAGAACCCUGAGAAAAUUGUUCCUCCAGAGCAAAGAAUCAAGGGUUAUCGUUAUGGACCACAAGUUGUUCCUAUAUCACCUGCAGAAUGGGAGGCAGUCAAGUUUAAACCUGAGAAAAGUGUGAAGGUCUUAGGAUUUACAGAUGCCUCCAACAUAAUGCGGCACUAUUAUAUGAAGGAUGUCAACAUCUUUAUUCCCGAACCGGGCAAUACAAAAGCCAUUGUUGCAUGCUCUGCCAUAGCAAGAGCAAUGAAACAAAUGAACAAGGUUGCAAUUUUGCGGUGUGUAUGGAGGCAAGGUCAAGGAAAUGUUGUUGUCGGUGUGUUGACACCCAACAUAUCCUGCAAGGAUAAUAUUCCAGAUUCAUUUUGCUUCAAUGCACUUCCAUUUGCGGAGGAUAUUCGGGAGUUUCAGUUCCCAUCAUUUAGUAAUUUUCCUUCAUCAUGGCAACCAAAUGAGCAACAGCAAGAGGCAGCAGACAACCUUGUUAAGAUGCUAAAUCUUGCACCUGAUGAUAAAGAAGAAGCAUUGCAGCCUGAUUUUACACCAAAUCCAGUCUUAGAGCGCUUCUAUCGCUUUCUUCACUUAAAAUCAAGGCUGCCAGAGGCGGAGGUUCCUUCCCUUGACAGAAGUCUUAAGAGGAUAACUGAACCUGAUCCUGAAAAGUUAUCAGAGUGUAAACCUGUGAUUGAAAAUUUUCGCACCCAAUUUGAGCUGAAGGAGAAUCCCAAGAAAAAGAAAUCCUCUAAGCGAGCUUGGAGAGAGAAAUCCUCAGUUUCAGAUGAAGAAGUGGGUGCUGAUAGUAAGGUUCCUGAAAAUGGAAGUGCAAAAUUGAUCGAGAACUCAUCUCCGGAAAAGGUUCAGAAAAUUGGGGAUUUGAACCCUGUCCAAGAUUUUGAAGCCAUGAUAGCUCGCAGAGAUAGCUCAAAGUGGGUUAGAAAAGCAAUCAAAGAGAUGCAGGAUUAUAUAUAUAACCUGCUAGAAAAUUCUUAUGAAGGGAACACUUAUCCGAAGGCAAUUGAAUGUUUAGUUGCUCUUCGUAGAGGUUGCAUUCUUGAACAGGAGCCAAAAGAGUUCAAUCGAUAUCUGCAUCACAUUUAUGAAAAAUGGAAGACUACUGACCUUGUUGACUUUUUUAACCUUAUUGCUUCUAAAAGCAUCACCUUGAUUAGCAAAAGUGAAGCAGCUGACAGUGAAGUGACUGAGGAAGAAGCCAAAAAUUUCCCAGUGAAAACUGAGUUAUAUGGAGACUCAGACUCCAGAAGCCAAAUUUUGACAAGCUGAAUUCAGCUUGGGUCAAGGGCUUAACUUGUCCGGUUGUUAUUGAGGCUGUGUAUUCAAAAGAUCUCCAGAACUGUGAAGCAACAGGGCGUUUCCAUGGGUUUGUACGUUAGGGCUUCAGUGUUAUUAGAAUGCUAGAAAACUGUGAAACUUAUGGCCAUUUGCAAAUAUAAUACAGCAUUUUGAGAGAAACUGCUGCGCAUGUAGAUAUGGAGUUUCUUUUUUUCUUGGUUCUCUUGUCUUGCCACUCCAACCAUUGAAAAUGUCAUGCGAUUUCGGUUUAUAAAUACUCUCAGAGUUUCACUAUUUUGUAUCAAAAACUUUCUGAAUGUUUUUUUUU